GCCGGUGCGGUUCCGGGGCGGGCCCGCGGCAGCGCGGCGGGGCCGGGCCGGGCCGGAGCCGGAGCUGUCGGUGUCAUGGCGCUGAACCUCGGCAAGAACGGGCGGGCGCUGCAGGAGGCCUACGGGCGGGUGGUGGCGGCGGGGAGCCCGACGGACUGGGCUCUGUUCACCUACGAAGGCAACAGCAACGACCUGCGCGUGGCCGGCUCCGGGGAUGGUGGCCUGGAGGAGAUGGUGGAGGAGCUCAACAGCGGGAAGGUGAUGUACGCCUUCUGCAGGGUGAAGGACCCCAACUCCGGCCUGCCCAAAUACGUCCUCAUCAACUGGACUGGGGAAGGUGUGAAUGACGUGAGGAAAGGAGCCUGCGCCAACCACCUCAGCACCGUAGCCAACUUCCUAAAGGGGGCUCAUGUCACCAUCAACGCUCGCGCCGAGGAGGACGUGGAGCCUGAGCUCAUCAUGGAGAAGGUGGCCAAGGCCUCUGGGGCCAACUACAGCUUCCACAAGGAGAACAGCAAGUUCCAGGACUCGGGCCCUCAGGCUCCUGUGGGCUCUGUCUAUCAGAAGACGAACGCGAUGUCCGAAAUCAAGAGGGUCAAUAAGGAUAACUUCUGGGCCAAAGCAGAGAAGGAUGAAGAGAACCGGAGGCUGGAGGAGAAGAGGAGAGCAGAGGAGGAGCGGCAGCGGCUGGAGCGGGAGCGGAGGGAGCGGGAGCUGCAGGAAGCAGCAGGGAGGGAGCAGAGAUUCAAAGCGAGAUCCAAUGAGAUCGAAGCCCAAAAGAGACUCCAGCAGCAGCAAGAGGCAGAGCUCAGGGACAAGGAGCAGCAGCAAUGGAAGGAGCGGGCAGAGGAGUACGAGGCCAGGAGGCAGAAGGGCAUCACAAGGAGUGAGUCGGUGGAGAAGGCACAGGAGGCUGCCUCGCUGAUAGCACAGAGAGAGGUGAACCCCCGGGACAUCUUCAAGCAGAGGGAGAGGUCGGUGCCAGUGGAGGCAGCAGUGGCUUCGCAGCCAGGCAAGCUUCGCAGCCCUUUCCUGCAGAAGGAGGUGGACUCAGCCCCGAGCCCUGCCUGCCCCGUGUCCCCUGCCCGGGGCACUGCUCCCACCGCCUUCAUCCCCUCUGGUGCCCGGGGGACGCCUCCAGCCUCUCCGGUGCCCGCAGCAGGGCGAGACUCGGGGUACAAUUCCAGCGUCCCAGCUUCCCAUGAGGAAGAGGCAAACCUCUAUGAGGAGCCACCGGACUCCUCAGCCAUCUAUGAAGAACCCCCUCAGGAACAUGUGGAUGAUGCCAAAUACGAGUACCCGGUGGAGUACCAGCAGCCGGACCUGACGGGGAAGGGGAUCUGUGCCCGGGCGCUAUAUGACUACCAGGCUGCCGAUGACACUGAGAUCUCCUUUGAUCCAGAGAACAUCAUCACCAACAUCGAGAUGAUCGAUGAGGGCUGGUGGCGCGGGUACGGCCCCGACGGCCACUUUGGCAUGUUCCCGGCCAACUACGUGGAGCUGAUCGAGUGAGGGGCCAUGGGGCUCGCCCCCAGGCUGCUCCCAGUCCUCCCAAUGGCUCUGCCUUCGAGUUCCUCCUCUUUUGACUCUGAUUCUCUCUCCACACUGGUGCCAUCGCCCUGCUCCCGGUGGGGCUGACCCCAGCACUGCUCCCUUCUCCCAUCCCCUAUUGCUGGCCCUUGGUUGGGAUGAAGGCCCCAGUCCCAUCCCAAG
Molecule: messenger RNA, 1713 nt
Organism: Neopsephotus bourkii (Bourke's parrot)
Lineage: Eukaryota; Metazoa; Chordata; Aves; Psittaciformes; Psittacidae
Gene: DBNL
Product: drebrin like
Exons: 14
Coding region: 76-1512 (478 amino acids)
Biological process (GO): positive regulation of dendritic spine morphogenesis; neuron projection morphogenesis; postsynaptic actin cytoskeleton organization
Cellular component (GO): lamellipodium; plasma membrane; site of polarized growth
Molecular function (GO): actin filament binding
Source: RefSeq, a predicted model, not a curated record